Molecule: messenger RNA, 1044 nt
Organism: Staurois parvus
Lineage: Eukaryota; Metazoa; Chordata; Amphibia; Anura; Ranidae
Source: the annotation of a GenBank genome assembly
AUGUCCGGGGAGGAUCCGCACACCUUCUAUCAGCUCCUUCCCAAAGUGGAGCUCCAUGCCCAUCUAAAUGGUUCAAUAAGUUCCUCCACCAUGAAGAAACUGAUGGCUCAAAAACCUCAUCUUCAGGUCGAGAAUGGGAUGACCAUGAUAGACAAGGGACAGAAAAGAACCUUGGAGGAAUGUUUUCAGAUGUUUCGAAUAAUCCACCAGAUAACAGAUACAGCUGAAGAUAUAUUAUUGGUUACAAAAGAUGUUAUUAAGGAGUUUGCUGCAGACGGUGUUAAAUACUUGGAGUUAAGAAGUACGCCAAGAGAGACCUCCACAGGGAUGACAAGAAGAACUUAUGUUGAGACGGUGCUUGAAGGCAUAAAACAGUGUAAAGAGGAGGAAGUGGACAUUGAUGUGAGGUUCUUGUUGGCCAUUGACAGAAGAGGGGGUCCAACAGUUGCAAAAGAGACUGUCAAGCUUGCAGAAGAAUAUUUUUAUGCCACCAAUGAUCAGGUUCUAGGUUUGGACCUCAGCGGAGACCCAACAGUUGGACAUGGAAAAGACUUCAUGGAAGCUCUCGUGGAAGCUAAGAAUUCUGGCCUGAAAUUGGCUCUUCAUUUAUCAGAGGUGCCAGCUCAGAAAGAGGAGACGGAACUUCUGCUCAGUAUUCCCCCAGACAGAAUCGGACAUGGGACAUUUCUGUGUAAUUCUCCAGGUGUAGUGGAAGUGGUGAAACAAAAGAAUAUCCCGAUAGAGCUCUGCAUUACUUCAAAUGUCAAAGGACAGACUGUUCCCUCUUAUGACAAGCACCAUUUUGGCUUUUGGUACAACUUGGGUCAUCCAUCUGUACUGUGUACAGAUGACAAAGGAGUCUUCUCUACAGAUCUUUCUCUGGAAUAUGAGAUUGCUGCUAGUACAUUUCAUCUGAGACCUCAUCAAGUAUGGGAUCUGUCAGCUCAAGCCAUUGACUACAUUUUUGCACCUGACGAUAUCAAAUCACAUUUAAAGGAGAAAUGGUCAUUGCUGAAGCCAAGUGUGUUUACACAUGUAAAGUAA